This is a messenger RNA of Thlaspi arvense, 2428 nucleotides long. NCBI's taxonomy places the organism in Eukaryota, Viridiplantae, Streptophyta, Magnoliopsida, Brassicales, Brassicaceae. The record is from the annotation of a GenBank genome assembly.
UAUGGUUGAAAAGCAGGAAGAAAUGAAUGGUUGUGGUCUCAAUGGAGGAAGGAAAAACAAGAGAAAGUUAGCUGAUCCUUCUCGACACAAUGCGGCUUCUCUGACUGAAUUCCCUCGAUAUGAGUUACCUUCGUUGAAAUCGGAAGACCAUUUGAGUGAAAAUGGGUCGACUGAGGAAGUUUCGGAUCAGCUGAAAGUUGAAGAGCCUGAGUCUGUAGAAUGGGAUGACCCAUUUGCUUGUCAUCUUGAAGAAUUGUUGUCGUCAAAUUUGCUCACGCUCUUCCUUAAUGCAAUGAAGCAACUUAUUGACUGUGGCUACACCGAUGAUGAUGUUCUGAAAGCUCUUUCAGGCAGUAGGCUCUACUGUGGAGGCAAUGACCUUGUGUCAAACAUUGUCAAAAACACCUUGAUUAUUCUCAAGCAUGGAAACGAAGGUGCUGGUUCAAGAGAUUAUGUUUUUGAGGAUUUACAACAGCUUGUCGCUUAUACGUUGGUGGAAAUGAUAAGUCUUGUUAAGGAGGUUAGACCGUCCCUGUCAACAGUCGAAGCCAUGUGGCGGCUUUUGAUGUGCGACUUGAAUGUCUUGCAAGCAUUUAAAGUUGAAUCAUCUGAAUCUCCAGGUUUCAGUUGGAGAAAAUCGUGUGAGUCUCUUGGUACUGAAUGUAAUCCUCCAAACUCGAGUGACCUAGAUAACCCCAAGCCUCUGCAAACCAAUGCGCCGGAGAGCAAUCGGAGUGAGCCACUGAAAUUUGGAAAUUUCCCAAAUGUACCCAACUUUAAAAAUACUCAUCAUAUUGGAACAGCAUCAGGAAAAGAAGUAUGUUCAGGUAGCUCUGUUUGUGGUGCAGGCAUUAAAAGUACAUCUUUUACUCUGGUCUCUGAGGAAAAAUUAGUAUCUUGUCGAAAAGGCCGCACUAAAAAAGAAAUAGCCAUGCUUCGUCAGAAAUCAUGUGUGGAGAAGAUUAGGACUUACAGCAAAGGCAGUGGCUAUAAGGCGGCAAAGUUUGCAUCAGUCGGCAGUUUCCUUCUAGAGAAAAGAGUCAAAUCAUCUUCUGAGUUAGGCGCAAGAAAUUGUUCAUCAAAGAUAACAGCAGAGAUUGGGGUGAAAGUUUCAUUAGAGGAGAGCAGCUGUUUCGUACGUAAGAAGAGUAGCAAGUUAGAGUCACCUGUGGUAGUGGUAGAUGCACAGGGGUAUAUAACUGCUUUACCCGCUACUUCAGUACCAUGUGCUUCAAGAAAAAAGUCUGGAUCUGCGUCUGCAACGCUGGCACCUUCAGCCUCAGGAAAGAAGGCUGUUUCGUCUGUACCCAUAGAUUCAGAAAAGAAGUCUGGUUCUGAGUCUGAAGAAAAGGCUUCUGUGUCUGAAAAGCUAGCACCAGAUUACUACGCUGGGAUCCCGUAUGAUGCAUCUCUGGGUAAAUAUGUUCCUCGGGAUAAGAAGGAUGAAUUGAUUCUAAAGCUCAUUCCUCGAAUGAAUGACCUGCAGAAUGAAAUGCAGGUAUGGACGGACUGGGCCAAUCAGAAGGUAAAAGAAGCAACUGGUAGACUUCUUAAGGAUCAACCAGAGCUUAAGGCACUAAGGAAAGAGCGAGAAGAGGCACGGCAGCAUAAAAAAGAUAAGCUGUUAUUGGGAGAAAACACUAUGAAGAGGCUGAGUGAGAUGGAGUUCGCGGUGAAAAAUACGACCAGUCAGUUUGAAAAAGCUAACAAUGCUGCUCGCAGGCUCGAGGUAGAACAAUCUUUACUGAAGAAAGAAAUGGAAGCUGCUAAGAAAAGAGCUGCUGAGUCUGCUGAGAGUUGUAGAGAAGCAAAAGAGAGAGGGCAAAGAUCACUGAAGGAUACUCAGGCGUGGGAAGCGCAAAAGAUUCUGUUGCAGGAAGAGCUCAAACGUCAAAGAGAUAAGGUGGCAGGGCUGCAAAAAGAAGUUACCAAAGCAAAAAAUCGCCAGAAUCAAAUUGAGGCUACAUUGAAACAAGAAAAGACAGCGAAGGGGAAAAUCACAGCUAAGGUUUGUGCAAUAAAGAAAGAAAGAAAGGAACUUGAAGCACUUGGAAAGGCAGAAGAAGAGCGGAUCAAAGCGAAAGCAGAAGCAGACGUAAAAUACUACAUAGAAAACAUCAAAAGACUUGAGAGAGAUAUCUCAGAGCUGAAACUUAAAUCAGAGUACUCGAGAAUAGUGGCACUGAAGAAAGGAGGCAAUGACACAAAGGCAACAAAAAGAGAGAGCCUUGGAAUGACGAAAGUUAAGAGAGAAAGAGAAUGCGUGAUGUGUUUGUCUGAAGAGAUGAGUGUGAUCUUCUUGCCUUGUGCUCACCAAGUUCUUUGCUUUAAAUGCAAUCAGCUUCAUGAGAAAGAAGGAAUGAAGGAUUGUCCGUCUUGUCGUGGGACGAUACAGAGGAGGAUUCAAGCUCGUUUCGGUCGCACCGGG